GAGCUCUACCUUGUGGGGCCGCCCCUUCCUCUAGCUCUUCCCUGUUCUUCGAGCCUCCUCGGUAUUUGCUUCCCCCUCCAACCUCCUCCCCUCGGAUACGGCCGCCCACAAGCGCGGCGCGGGCCAAUCGGCGUCCCGGAGGGAUCCCCAGGGGUCGGCGGAAAGCGGAUUCCCGCAGAACUCCCGCCGGAGGUUCCCUGUCGCGAUGGGCCGAGGGAAGGUGUUGGGUCUGGCCGCGAGCGACGUCCGCUUCCCCACGUCCCUGGCCCGCCAUGGCUCAGACGCGAUGCACCCCGACCCAGAUUAUUCUGCAGUUUAUGUUGUAAUAGAAACAGAUGCUCCUGACGGGCUCAAAGGUUAUGGAUUAACCUUUACGCUGGGCAAAGGGACAGAAGUGGUUGUCUGUGCAGUCAAUGCACUCUCUGCUCAUGUGGUCAAUAAAGACUUGGAUGAAAUAAUUGGUGAUUUUCGAGGUUUCUACCGGCAGCUCACCAGUGAUGGGCAGCUCCGAUGGAUUGGUCCUGAGAAAGGAGCUGUGCAUUUAGCCACAGCUGCUAUUCUGAAUGCGGUCUGGGACUUGUGGGCCAAACAGGAAGGGAAGCCACUCUGGAAACUGCUUGUUGACAUGGAUCCUAAACAGUUGUUAUCUUGCAUAGAUUUCAGAUAUAUUACGGAUGCCCUGACAGAAGAAGAAGCUCUCACAAUCCUUCAAAGUGGCCUAGUGGGGAAAAAACAAAGAGAAGAACAAAUGUUGGAACACGGCUACCCAGCUUAUACCACAUCGUGUGCUUGGCUAGGCUAUCCAGACCAACAGCUGAAACAGCUGUGUACUGAAGCGCUGAAGGAUGGUUGGACCAGGUUCAAAGUAAAAGUUGGAGCGGAUCUCCAGGAUGACAUUCGAAGAUGCAGACUUGUUAGAGAAAUGAUUGGUCCUGAAAAUACACUGAUGCUGGAUGCUAACCAAAGAUGGGAAGUGAAAGAAGCCAUAGAAUGGGUCACAAAACUAGCUGAAUUCAAACCACUGUGGAUCGAGGAACCAACUUCCCCCGACGAUAUUCUUGGGCACGCAACUAUUGCAAAGGCUUUAGCGCCAUUAGGGAUUGGUGUUGCAACAGGAGAACAAUGUCAUAACAGAGUGAUGUUUAAGCAGCUCCUGCAGGCUCAGGCCUUGAGUUAUGUCCAGGUGGAUAGCUGCAGGUUGGGCAGUGUCAAUGAAAACUUGUCUGUGCUGCUGAUGGCCAAGAAAUUUCAAGUCCCUGUGUGUCCUCAUGCUGGAGGGGUUGGGCUCUGUGAGCUGGUACAGCACUUGAUAAUAUUUGACUACAUUUCAAUAUCUGGUAGCCUUGAGAACAGACAGCUGGAUAUUCCACUGAAAUGAAAGAAGAUUCUGCAAGGAAAUACCAGUUUCCACAAGGAGAAGUCUGGCAGAAGCUCCUCUGUGAACAUAAAAUACAGCUAAAAUAAGCUUAAACACUGAAAGUUUUCAGGGUGAGGUUUAAGCUCCCCAGAGCUAUAUUUACCACGACAAAUGGUUGGUUUUGCUGAAGCUUCAAGAAGAUUUCGGAUUCAAAUUAAUGCUUUUAGAACAAUUUCCUCCACUUACAUAACAAGAAUAGGUUGCAGCCCCAAUUACAGAACUCCUGAUCACUUUAAGGAAAAAUAAGAGCCUUUUAAAUAGUUAAGCUGAAAGGGUACAUGAUUCAUUUUUCCUGACACUGUUCCAGGAACUACAGUAUUAUAUAAUGCAAGAUUGCACUUUGAAUGUGCAUCUGCUGAGUUUAGAAGUUUCAAUAAAGAAACUGUGACUAGACGCUGUGUUUUGUUCUGUCAUAUAUACUAAGGAUGUUUUCAGGCAUGUCAGAGGUGGGGGUAGUGGUGUAUAGGGCAUAGCAUACAUACAAAAUUACUCAAAGGAGGGAGAGGCUGCUGCUUUCACCUUCUGCCAUAACUACAAUGGAAGGAGACACUGGAAGUUAUCACUACACUUUACUAGGAACUACAGAAGUCUUCCCAAUGAAAUAUCAUUUCUAUUUGAUAGCCUAUAAUGUGGGGGAAGGGCUUGGCAUAUUAUUGUUAUUAUUUUUCAAUUUCCAAUUUUUCUAUAUUUUACACAGUAUCCCCUUCCCUUUUACUACCUUGUAGGUAAACUUGAAACAUAUGUAAAUUAUGGUAACACAAUACAGGUGAUACACAUAUAUUUCUUUAGUACG
This is a messenger RNA of Zootoca vivipara (common lizard), 2210 nucleotides long. RefSeq names its product enolase superfamily member 1 (gene ENOSF1). The record is from RefSeq and is a predicted model, not a curated record. Gene Ontology annotation, molecular function: magnesium ion binding; L-fuconate dehydratase activity. Gene Ontology annotation, biological process: carbohydrate catabolic process; amino acid catabolic process. NCBI's taxonomy places the organism in Eukaryota, Metazoa, Chordata, Lepidosauria, Squamata, Lacertidae.